ACCGAUCUGCUGCAACUUCUUGCAACUAAUUUAAGCAGUCCCCAACACGCUGAAACCCCGUCGCCCUUCUUUGAUUGCAAUGGCCACCUUUAUCUCGCACAAUCCAAUCGUCGCUCGCGCCUCGCUUUUCGCCGGGCGGAGACUUGCAACCCAGACCACUAAUGGGACCAGCAAAGUAUCUAUGCGCGCCACUUGGAUGCCCGGCUCAGCUCCCCCUUCCUACCUCGAUGGAUCCAUGCCAUGUGACUACGGCUUCGAUCCUCUCGGUCUUGGCAAGGAGCCUGACAAUCUCGCGCGUUUCCAGGAGGCUGAGCUCAUACACGCACGUUGGGCUAUGCUCGGCGUUUCCGGGGCGGCCGGCGCUGAGAUUAUAACGGGCAUCAACUGGGUUGAAGCUCCGGUCCAAUCGCAGCAGACCUACCUUGGAAACACCAUUCCUUUUCCCUUACCUGCAAUAGCUGCAAUUGAGGUUUUCGUCAUGGCUUAUGUUGAGUCCAAGCGUGGCUCUGAAACUGAUCGUUCCAAACGAAUGUAUCCCGGCGGGGCUUUUGAUCCCGCUGGCUUUUCGAAGGGCGCAGACUUUGAGAAGCUGAAGCGCAAGGAGCUCGCCAACGGCCGCGUGGCGAUGCUGGCUUUCGCUGGUAUUAUUGGUGAAGCUCAGGCGAACAACUUGGAGGGCCCAGUUGCAGCGCUCGCCCGCCAUCUCGCCGAUCCUUGGCACGUGAACGCGGCCACAAACGUCGCCGCAGUUCCUUACUUGUAACCGAGCGUCUCUUGACCCUCCUUGUUUGCUCGGAUCUGCGAGAUCUCAAUAGAAACGAAUGAGAAAUAGAUUUAUGCUGUUAAACAUAGUGAAAAUCUUUGGUCCAUC
Molecule: messenger RNA, 871 nt
Organism: Micromonas commoda
Lineage: Eukaryota; Viridiplantae; Chlorophyta; Mamiellophyceae; Mamiellales; Mamiellaceae
Gene: LHCA1
Product: chlorophyll a/b-binding protein, psi-associated, chloroplast precursor
Exons: 2
Coding region: 80-763 (227 amino acids)
Biological process (GO): photosynthesis, light harvesting in photosystem I; response to light stimulus
Cellular component (GO): membrane
Source: RefSeq, a predicted model, not a curated record